GGCUGACCGCAAAGUGGCAGGGACCAGGCGACCAGGGGAACCCCUGACUGGGCCAGGAACGAAUGAGAGCCAUCAUCAACCUAGCAGACCAACAGAGGUCGGAAGGUUCAAGACGCAAAGACGCGCAACUCCGCAUGGCUGACGCCGGCAGAUACUACUGUUUGCAGUCCGAAUCUGCGAGAACUUCCGGGCCGUUACGGAGUAUAGGCGGCCCGGAAACAGGGUCUCAACGGAGGGAACUCAGCUUGCACCAUGCCUUGAUCUACAUAUAUACCCAAGGCGUCCUUUCCUCGUCUUGGCCUGGCGUUAAUCCUCCUGGAUAGACGCUCUUUCUCUUUUACUCUCGCCCUAGAGCUGGCUAAGGCGAAGGAAUCCUCGAUUCUCCUCUACCCGACCCGACCUCAAUCGCUCUGAGGACGUCGAUCAGAUCACCCGGCUGACCGGGACUCGCCGAAGGAGUUUAAGGGACGUAGCCGUUGAAAACGAACUGGAACCAUGAACGAACAUACGGCGCUGGGCAUCGCCCAAAUCGUCUUCUACGUACCUGCCGUUGUCUACAUCCACUACAUUGGCAUUCGCUGUUGGAAAUAUGGACCCAAGAUGGUCUGGUACCCCCUGAUGGUCUUUGCUUUAGUACGGCUUGCCGGCGGAGGCCUAGUAAUCGCAUACCAAAACGACCGCACCAACAUCGAUUUAAUCAAGGCCACCUACGUUCUCCUCAACAUUGGUCUCGUCCCACUUCUGACGGUGUUCAACCGCAUGUCGGCCAUGGUCUCGACCGCCAACUUCCCCGGAGACGACCGCCUCAAAAAGAUCCAAAAGAUCUGCGGCAUCCUUAUCCUCGUAGCCGCAGGGCUAUUGGGCGCAGCAGGAGGCAUGGCGGGCAAGGAUGAGGAAGCCAACUCGCAGACGAAGCUGUCCGAAAUCGCAUACUUUGAGUUCCUGGCCGUUUUCGUGCUUCUGACUCUGCUGUGCGCGUAUCUCUACUUCGUGAAGCACAGCCACAUCCGGCAGGACCACCACACCUACCUCCGCUGGAUGCUCCUUGCCGCGGCCCCGCUGGCCGUGCGCACAGCCUACGGGAUUAUUGGCGUCUUUGAGGCGACGGGCAAGAACAUCUUGACGUCGAUGUGGAGCUCGCUGUUCGGCUCGGCCACUGCCUUUGCGCUCAUGGCGCUGCUGCCUGAGUACAUGGUGCUAGCCAUCUUCAUGUACCUCGGCCACUACCGAAUCAAGACCUGCCGAAGCCGAAAUUGGGUUGACGAUCGUCCGCCGAAGAAGAAGUUGAAGGACAAACUCAGGGACAAACUUCAGCAGGGUAUGAGCCUUGGCCAGAUGGGGCCCGCCGGGGACCGCCCGUAUACGCCAUCGAUCGAGCAAGCUGAGCGGGGAGAGAAUGGGUCGGGACGGGGGCUGCUCGGAGCCGGUGACUCCGGGCGCGGUGGUGCCAGUGGUCUCGGCCAUGAUGGAUUAGGAGGUGGGCUCGGACUUGGACGUGGAGGGUUCGGAGGUCGACUUUGACGUCGAUGAUUAAGAGGCGGUUCACAGCAGGACAAGAAUUGGGUCGUGAGUUGCGACCUAGCUUGGGAGCCAGGUGAGGUAAAGGUGAAGAGAAUAGUUUACACAGCGCAGUUGCUACGGAGACCCCAUCUGUAAACCUAUUUACUAGUAGCAAGCUUCCUUGGCC
Canariomyces notabilis is the source of this 1687-nucleotide messenger RNA. RefSeq lists its product as uncharacterized. Bases 496 to 1521 code for a protein of 341 amino acids. NCBI's taxonomy places the organism in Eukaryota, Fungi, Ascomycota, Sordariomycetes, Sordariales, Chaetomiaceae. The transcript has 4 exons. The record is from RefSeq and is a predicted model, not a curated record.